Pieris macdunnoughi is the source of this 2067-nucleotide messenger RNA. NCBI's taxonomy places the organism in Eukaryota, Metazoa, Arthropoda, Insecta, Lepidoptera, Pieridae. The record is from the annotation of a GenBank genome assembly.
AUGUUACAACGCGAAUUUGAGUUAACUCCACAACUAUCUUGCCCACAUACUUGUGAAGAUUCUGUUGAAAAUAUUAUAAGGAAAUAUAGUUAUAUAGAUCGCAGUAAUAGAGAAAUCAACAAAAGUAAUUUUCUUAAUUGUUCUAACCAUAUUUUGACUCCAAAGAAACCAACAACGAUAUCAGAAGAGAAUGAUAACAGUUUUACUACUCUAUCUAACAAUAGAAUAUUUGAUGAUCAUUUAUAUGAUUUCAUAGCAAACUAUUGUAAAGAAGAGAUUAGAAAAGAAGUUGAUUUGAAGGUAUCCUCAAAUAGUUCAAAGAAUUCAACUACGGGUGUUGGAUGUCAGAAAGAAUAUGUGGACAAAGCUACAUACUGCCGACCCGUCUUUAAUUUGUACAACCGAGACUUUAUAUUUAAGACCUUAGAACGAAAUGCAAAGCUUACUCGUUUGAUACAAGAGUUAAUUACGAGCCAUCAGAGAAAAAAGCAAAACGAAGUUUGGAAUAAUUUUAUAAAUGUUCUAAAAAGUAAACACAAUGAUUCUAAAAUGUUUGAUGAAGUUCCUGUGAAUGAAGAAACGUUGGGUAAUGUUCGGAGUUCACAAUUUAACGAUGGUUGCCAUGGCCAAGAGCAUUCAUGUGUGCAAUCAUCAAAACAAUGUAAAUGCUUACUGGACGAUAUUUAUGGAAACUCGAAUGAAAUUGAAGAUUUUAUAAAUCAUAAAAAUACAUGUCAUCAAGAAAAAAGUCAAUAUCACCAAGAGAGCAGUCGCUCGUUUUUGAGGUACCCGUUUUGUUAUCCAACAUCAUCUGUGGGACGUCUAACUAUGUUGCAUAGAGAAAAUGAACGUUUAUCUCAGCUUGAGAAAGAGAAAAAAAUAAAAGAAAAAUUUCGCAAUCGAUAUAAAAGUAAAUAUGAUAUACAAAUAGAAGAAGACAAGGCCUUAAAUGAAUCUGUUCUCUUACACUCAAAACAGAGUAAACUGAGACAUAUGACUGUCCAGACAGAACACAAUGUUUUGAUAUUGCGUAACUAUCCACCAAGCGAUAAUAAUCGUUCAGUCGAAGCCAGAUCAGAAGAACGGGAAAGUUUAUUGAAAAAUACAACAAAUAUGGAAGAACUAACACAAAAAUUAGAUUCUCAACCAGAAAUUUCCGUAAAAAACUUGACGUUGAAAGAAAUUGAAAAUAAACUAGAGUUGUUAAUAACUUCUAUUAAUAGUCUUAUUGGUGAAUUUAAAGUGAACAAAAACAUAAAGACUGUGUCAACACAAGAGAUAAAUAACCAUUUUAAUCAUUUAAGAAGUGUUGUAGUUGGAAGCAAUAUAAAUAAAAAAUGUAACGGUGCCAGUAAAUAUUAUAGUAAUUCUGAAAGUAUUCUACCCACGGGCAAAUGUAGUAUAAUUUUUGAGACACCAAGAAAAGAAAAUUCCGAUCUAAAAAAAAUCAAUGAAAUAUUUUCAAGGGAACUAGGGGAUAAUGCUUCAUCAAACAAAACGUGUGCGGUCCAGAUUACAUUUGAAGUUCCAACGAAAGAAACAUCUACAGAAGUUACCAAGUCCCUCUCUAAAGCGCAUAUAUUAGAAAAUGAUAAAAUAGAAGAGAUUAUCAUCCCUGAACCCGGUACAACCGAGAGAAUUACGAUAGCUGUAAACACCGACCCCUUGAAUAUUUUAACACUACUAAGAAUAUCAACACAGGCUAUGAAACGCUUUUUGUCUUUUAUGCCACAUAUUGAUUAUUAUUAUUAUCUAUCAAGAUUUUAUCUACCACAAUUGCCAAGCACAGACCAAAAUUUCAAAUGCAACAUCUGUGGCGCGAAAUUCACCAAGGCUUCUGAACUCAGUUAUCACAUUCAGGAACACGAUUUGGGAAAAGCGAAAGACUGCUGUGUUUGCCGACACGUUCUUGACCUGUCCCAUCGCCCGGUAAACAUCUAUAGUUGCUGUCAUUGCGGGCAGUGUUUUGUGAGAGCUUAUUGCUGUGAGCUUCAUCAGAAGGCUUGUGGACGACGGCUUGGCAAUACCCAAGGUGUAACCAACUCUAACUUGCUAAUUCUAAGAUAG